GAGAAGAACACGGAGCGCCUGGCGAGCAGGGAAGCGCUUGCUCGCGUUUUGGAGAUUUUCUCGCGGUGUUGUCGCAGCGCUGGCUGAUGAUCCGAGCAGCGCGCGCAAGCUUUUGCUAGAUUGAUCCUGGGAGGGAGCUAAGCAGCGGCUGUGAAGAAUUCAGCUCUUUCUUCCCAGAUAUUUGGAGCGCCGGCCGCCGGGAUGAAGUCUUGCGCGGCCAUUUCUCGCGCAGGGGCCGGAUUCUUGCUUAGAUUUCGAGGAAUAGUCGGGAAAUAGUCCGAGAAAGAGCAGGGUUUACGCUUCCUUGGCAGCAAUCGGGCAGCGCGCACAGGGCAAUGUCGAAAUUUCUGGCUGCCGGAUGGCUACAGCCCGAGCAGGACACCGGGUGAUCUUAGAAGCGUGGCGAGGAAGCGAUGAGAGAGCUCCUCUCCUCGUUAGGUUCUCCAAGGAUAGAUAGGCUUUCUUAGCCUAGGGUCUCUUUCUUUUCGAGGGAAUUUGGAGGAUCAGUCCGUCCGAGAGGGAUCUUUGGGCAAUGUCCGAGACGAGGAAGCGGCCGACGCGAGCUUGCACGGCGAGAACGCCCUCGAGGCUAGCUCCAUUGGCUCCCGCGGUAGAGCGGCCACCUCCACAGCUCAAGAAGCAAGACGAUCAGCCGGCCCCGCUCGUCUUCUCCAAUCCACUCUCGUUAGUGCCGGAGCAGAAGGAUCUUCACGAGCUAAGGCGUAUGUGGGAGCUUGCGUCGAUCAUCAACUUCUUCAAUACCUUUCGACCAAUUUUGAAACUGGUAGAGUUCUCGGCCGAGGAACUGGAGACCGCUCUCCUUACGUGCAACGAUCUACUCAUGGACAUCCACACUGCGCUGCUCAAGGGAAUCCACCCUCCUUCUCGGGUUCCUCUAAAUCGCGAUAGCUGGGUCACAGUUCUAUACAAGAAGCUCAAGGACAGGUGGUCGAAGGUAGCCGAGCCUCCAUUCCCUCUUGCGGAAUCCCAUGGGAGCGAGGCUGAAACUUAUAGCGGAUUUGAUCCAUCAACAAGAUUGAUCAUCUUAAGAGCAUUGUGUGAAGUUCGUCUUGACCAAGAUGAUGUUCGGGCGCAUAUGGAAGAGCCUGUGAAGAAGGGAUACUUGUCCCUCUUUCGUAAGGAGCGCGCAGGCUCAAACUUACUUGGAACUACGUACUGGUGCGAAAACAAUCCAAUAUCAGGUUAUAGACUUUACAGAGAUAUACCAACACCCAAGGGAAAGGAGUUCAAAGGACGCACCGCGUCGCCUCCUCCUCCCGGUCAGUGGGAAACAUUGGCAAGCAACUUCGAUGAAUUUCAGUCGGUUGCUGACACGCUUUUGUCUAGCAAGUUCAAGCAAGAAAUCGGUCUAGGAAAAAGACUAAAACAAGACAUCCUACCCGUUUUAGAGGCCGUUGAGAAGAAGAAGGUCAGGGACUUGAAACGAAAACAAAGACAGGCAAAAUUACUGGUGACCACGCUUGAACAUAAUCUAGACAGUGGCCGGGCUAAGCGCGAUCGUAAACCCGUCAACUACACAUUUCCUGAAUAUGAUCGAUCUAUCAACGAGGCAAUCAAAUCUACAAGGAAGCCCGAACGAGCUGCAGAGUUGGCAAAUGGCCAUUCAACUGUAGCAAACGGUCAUGGGAGUCAUCCGGAGAAACGCGUACGCAAAGAACGAGUAAAUGAUGGUGAUCAAACGGGACUUAGCCCCUGUGAUCUCUCGAACAAUCACGCCCCCUUCGAUCCUCGUGAAGACGACAAUUAUCGUGAGCUUUCGGAGGAGCCAGCAACCUCGAAUGAUUCCGCAGCCUCAGACGAUGCUGGAACUUCAUUUCGAAAGAAGAUUAAACCGAGGAGCCGGCAACGACGUAGAUCUCAACGUUACUGUGGUAAAGACUACGUGGACGCUGCUUACACGGAGGAGGAUGAUUUAUAUAGUGAUGACGAGAUUGAGGGAGAAGCCAUUUACGACGACGAUUUUGUACGGCGCAGAGAACGAAAACGGAAAAGAGGUGACACAAGCUCUGUAGAGGACGAGGAAUACAGAGGCGAUGACCAUGAAGACGUAGACGACGACGACGACGACGAUGUAGCAGUUAGUUAUAGCGAGGAAGAGGAGGAGCUGGAACAGCAAGAGGAGAAGCAAGAAUUCUUGGUUAGAUCGAUGCGACGUGCGAGGAGACCAAAACGGGUGGCAGACACUGGCCUGCGGCGAAGCAAACGAGCCACGAGAAGCAAGGUGAACUACAACGCUUAUGAGCACAGUGAAGAGGAGGAAGACGAGGAAGACGAAGAAGAAGAACAAGCUUAUACCGCCAAGAAAGCAGCGGGAGGAAAUGGGGAACUUAAAGCAAGCCCGAGUAGCAUAGACGACGCAGAUUACAGCAUGGAAUCCGCUGGUUCUCUGCACAGCAGUGGUGGAACUUCGGAUACAGGAAACCAAGUUAUAGGAGACGAAGAAACGGGACAAAAACAGGCAGAGGUGGGAGAGGACGGAGAACAAGAUGAUACAAAAGAAGAAGAUAAAGAAGAAGGUGAUGAUGGUGAAGACGAGGAGGAAAACACACAAGGUGGCUGGAGUCACGUAAACGGUGAUGGGGAAGAGGACGAGGAUGAAAGGGGAAAGCAGCUACGGUUCUUUGAUCUAAACGAGUGCGCUCCGGCCGAUUCUCCUCGGGACUGGAUGAAGGGCGGGUUUCUGGAUGGAAGUCAGGAAGCGGAGAUUGGCUAAGAAGGAAACGCUGGACUGGCUGCUCGACCGCUUCUCUAAGAAGGAAAAGCUGGACUGCUCGACCGCUUCUCGAUCGAUUCCGACACAGAUUAUUCAGCAAAAUCGCAUCACUCGGGAUGAUGAGAACGAGUAACCAGUGUGUAUAGCUGGUGUCCUUUUUUUUUUGGCGUUGGAAGGAAAAAGAUUCUAUUUAUUUUCUCACAGCUGCAUUCCUGUCGAACGUAAAGGUAUAGAAGUGUACACAUUUAGGCAUCUUCUCUCUCUUUCUCCAGGCAAGAACAACACUACUAAAUUAUUUUUAAACAUGAGUUUAACACUUCUAUUAA
This is a messenger RNA of Selaginella moellendorffii, 3060 nucleotides long. Its product is annotated as DDT domain-containing protein DDR4. Gene Ontology annotation, biological process: regulation of DNA-templated transcription. The transcript has 12 exons. The coding region runs from base 533 to 2734 and encodes 733 amino acids. Gene Ontology annotation, cellular component: RSF complex. The record is from RefSeq and is a predicted model, not a curated record. Lineage: Eukaryota; Viridiplantae; Streptophyta; Lycopodiopsida; Selaginellales; Selaginellaceae.